Vigna umbellata (rice bean) is the source of this 1249-nucleotide messenger RNA. Its product is annotated as NADPH HC-toxin reductase 1-like. The record is from RefSeq and is a predicted model, not a curated record. Lineage: Eukaryota; Viridiplantae; Streptophyta; Magnoliopsida; Fabales; Fabaceae. Gene Ontology annotation, molecular function: oxidoreductase activity, acting on the CH-OH group of donors, NAD or NADP as acceptor.
CCUAUUUCACUAGAGUUGUAAGUGUUUGUGGCGUGAGUCUCAUUGAAAAGAGUAGGAAAAAUGGGAGAAGGGAGCAAGGUAUGUGUUACAGGAGGCAGUGGUUACAUAGGUUCAUGGCUCAUCAAGAAGCUACUGGCCAAGGGUUAUACUGUUCAUGCAACUCUCAGAGAUUUGAAGAACGAGUCAAAGGUAGGGCUGCUAAAGAGCCUUCCUCAUGCAGAAGGCAAACUGGUUCUGUUUGAAGCUGAUAUUUACAACCCAACUCAAUUUGAUCCUGCAAUUCAAGGAUGUCACUAUGUGUUUCAUGUUGCUACUCCCUUCAUCCACGAACCAGGUUCAUCUCAGUACAGGGAUAUUACGGAAGCAGCAGUUGCAGGUGCGAAAAGCAUUGCCCUGUCAUGUGUGAGAUCAGGGACGGUGAAGCGUCUGAUCUACACUGCUUCUGUUGUAUCAGCCUCUCCGCUGAAAGAAAAUGGUGGUUUCAAAGAUGUAAUGGAUGAAACUUGUUGGACUCCUCUCAACGAGUCCUUAUACCUUGAUGAUCCUAUUUACAAGGAUUAUAUUUUUUCAAAGACAUCGUCUGAAAAACAUCUGUUGAGCUAUGGGAAUGAUGAAAAUGGUGGAGAAUUGGAGGUGGUAACACUUGCUUGUGGACUCGUGGGAGGUGACACCCUUCUAUCUUCACCCAGUACCAGAACAGUUUGCAUCGCACAGAUAGUGCAAGAUGAAAGGGCUUACCAAUCACUCAAAUUUCUAGAUGGAUUGCUAGGUAAAAUCCCUCUUGUGCACAUUGAUGAUGUCUGUGAUGCUCAUAUCUUCUGCAUGGAAAACCCCUCCAUCAGUGGAAGAUUCUUGUGUGCAAGUUCAUACACUUCAUUACAGGAUAUGGCUAACCAUUACGCUCUUUAUUAUCCAGAAUUCACAGUCAAACAAGAAAAUGAAGAUGGGCGGAGAAAGGAUAUAAAGUGGACAUCAACAAAGCUGUGUGACAAAGGAUUUGUAUACAAAUAUGAUGCAAAGAUGAUAUUGGAUGAUUGUAUCAAAUGUGCAAGAAGGAUGGGUGAACUCUAGUCUCCAUCUGCAUCUGCUUUGCAAGAUGCAUUUUUUCUUUCCCUAUCUUAUAUUUAAUACUAUUGUUUGUCUUGUUGAUUAAAAGUCUCAGUUCUAAAAUAACUGAAAAAGGGAAUUCACUGUAAGAAAUUGCGCUACAUUACUAAGAGAACAAGGGUUGUGAUAGUUUGUCUACAGA